This is a messenger RNA of Schistosoma haematobium, 7375 nucleotides long. RefSeq lists its product as uncharacterized. NCBI's taxonomy places the organism in Eukaryota, Metazoa, Platyhelminthes, Trematoda, Strigeidida, Schistosomatidae. The transcript is spliced from 2 exons. The record is from RefSeq and is a predicted model, not a curated record. Bases 4200 to 4994 code for a protein of 264 amino acids.
CGACGGAUGGAGCCUCAACCACGUGCUGAGGCAAUGAAUUCCACUAGUUGAUGAUUCGAUGGGAAAGUCGAUAGUCAGCUGACAAGUAAUUUGUUCUCGGCUUAUGAACUUUUUUGGAGUGUCCUCGUAAAUUCUCUGUUUUAGAAGACAAGAAAAAUGAGGGCAUAUCAGGUGCAAAUUUAUCACUAAGCAAUUUGAAAACUGUAAUCAAGUCGCCUCUAGUUCUACGAUAAGACAGUGAGAAAAGGUUUAGCUUGGCCAGUCGAGCAUCAUACGAAAGCUUCACUAUUCCGGGAAUCAGCUUAGUCGCCGUUCUCUGAACCUUUUCCAGAAGCUCACUCUUUUUUAAGCGGAGGCUAGCCGCUUGUAUGCAGUACUCAAGUUUAGGACGUACAAACACUGUAUACAAAGUCAAAAACGUUUUAGCGUCGACAUGACUAAAAGACCUACUUAUUGACCAUAAGGUUCUAAAACCUUUGGCGGCUAUUGCACGGCAGUGUACAGUAGUCUUUAAGUCUUGGCUAACGAUGACUCCUAAAUCAUUACGUGUCUGGGCAACAGGUAGCUCAGUGUUAUUCAUCGUGUAUGUAUCUGUACCUUGAUGACCAAUAUGUAUCACAACACACUUGGAAGUAUUUCUCGGCAACUGCCAGGUUUGAGGCCAUUCAGAUAAUUUCUCCAGGUCAUUUAGGAGUUCUUAGCUAUCACCCUUACAUCGUAUCGUUCUCCAUAUCUUGACAUCGUCAGCAUAUAGCAAGACCGAUGAUGAUAAGAGACGAGCAAGGUCAUUCACAUACAAGCGGAAUAGCACUGGCCCCAAAACUGUACCCUGGGGCACUCCACUAAGCACAGUUUCCCAGCUAGAUAACUUUGAGUUCACCCUUACUCUUUAUUGGCACCCAACUAGGAAGUCUUUCAUCCACAUCAAUAAAUUGCCUCCAAUUCCGACGUUUCUUAACUUAUAUAACAGCCGGUUGUGCGGAACGUUGUCAAAAGCUUUGCUGAAAUCAAUGAAGGCUUUUGGUCCUUAAGAGCGCACUUAUAAGUUAGUGAGACAAGAAUAACCUAUUCUGAAACCGUGCUGCCUCUCCGAAAGGAUCCGGUUUUUAUCGAGGUACUUAAACAGCUCCUUCUGAAUAAUCUUUUCUACGAUUUUAGCAACCACACUAGUUAGGCUAACGGGUCGGUAAUUCUCAGGUUUAUGUUUCGUACCUGUUUUGAAGACAGGAUUUACUAUGGCGUUCUUUCAGUCUUUUGGUAAACGAGCCUGCGUUACGGAUAACUUAAAGCAUGUACUUAAAGGGCUUGCAACGAAAUUAGAUAAUUCCUUCAGUAGCCUAGGAUCUAAUUCAUCGGGCCCCGUGGAUUUACCUAUGUCAAGCUUAUUUAGCAGACCAAAGACAUCGAGUUCUUUAAUGGUCACUCUAUCCAGUGUAUGCGUGGGGGGAUUUGUAUGCGCUGACGGGAAGGGUGCUUCUAUGGUAUAUACAUUGCUAAAGUAGUUCGAGAACACUUGAGCCUUUCCAAAGUCGUCCUCCACUAAUGAUGCGGCAGUACUGUUUCCCCAUAGUUCAGGAAUAUUUCGUCUUCUUUUUGUCUUUUGGCUUAUAUAGGAAUACAAGCGUUUAGGACAUUCUAUGGAUUCCUUGACAAUAUUUUCUUCGUAUAACUUCCUAGACUUACGGAGGGUCGAGGCACAGGUAUUCCGAGCUUUUCGAUACUGAGAUUUUAUCUCAUCGGUCCUCAGUAACCUAAAUCUAUCCCACAUUUUUCUUUUCUUACGGAGAAGGAUGUGGGCCUCCCUACUGAACCAUGGUGGUGAGUUUUUCGGCCCCUUUGGUAUAGUUCAAGGGAUGUGAGGUGUGGUAACUUUUAAGUAUAAAUUUCGAAAUGCGUUCCAAGCCGUUUCAAUGGAGGACUCUGGGUCUAUUGUCCAAUCUAUUAACGAUGCUGAGUGCAUGAUAUCUGGUAUGUUUGCUUUCCAGACGUUAGGUCUGGAUUGAGCUAACGCGUGCUCGUGAUUGACAGUUAUAUGGAAGUCGAAAGUUAAAACUGCGUGAUCAGUUUUACCCAGGGGUGGCAUGUAAUGGAGGUUCGCAACGUCAUCCUCAUAGUGAGUAAAUGUAUGAUCUAGUAAGGAAGGUUCAGAGUCCAGGUCGUACCUAGUCGCUUCCUUCACAUGUUGCACUAAGGCACAUGUGAUAACCGCAUCAACUAGUUCCUGCUCGAAAGAAUUCUCCGACGAUUUAGUUCGCAGAUUUUCCUAGUCUACCAUAGGUGCAUUGAAGUCCCCUGAAUAACCUCAAACCUGGCAGUUGCCGAGAAAUACUUCCAAGUGUGUUGUGAUACAUAUCGGUCAUCAAGGUACAGAUACAUACACGAUGAAUAACACUGAGCUACCUGUUGCCCAGACACGUAAUGAUUUAGGAGUCAUCGUUAGCCAAGACUUAAAGACUACUGUACACUGCCGUGCAAUAGCCGCCAAAGGUUUUAGAACCUUAUGGUCAAUAAGUAGGUCUUUUAGUCAUGUCGACGCUAAAACGUUUUUGACUUUGUAUACAGUGUUUGUACGUCCUAAACUUGAGUACUGCAUACAAGCGGCUAGCCUCCGCUUAAAAAAGAGUGAGCUUCUGGAAAAGGUUCAGAGAACGGCGACUAAGCUGAUUCACGGAAUAGUGAAGCUUUCGUAUGAUGCUCGACUGGCCAAGCUAAACCUUUUCUCACUGUCUUAUCGUAGAACUAGAGGCGACUUGAUUACAGUUUUCAAAUUGCUUAGUGAUAAAUUUGCACCUGAUAUGCCCUCAUUUUUCUUGUCUUCUAAAACAGAGAAUUUACGAGGACACUCCAAAAAAGUUCAUAAGCCGAGAACAAAUUACUUGUCAGCUGACUAUCGACUUUCCCAUCGAAUCAUCAACUAGUGGAAUUCAUUGCCUCAGCACGUGGUUGAGGCUCCAUCCGUCGACUCUUUCAAAAGAAAGUUGGAUCAACUGAGAGACCACUAUUGCCAGGACUGACACAUACCAUGAAGCCUACUGUCCUUUCCAAACUGAAACUGAAUGUUUAAACGUAGCUCCUCAUACACGUUAGCUAAUAACGUACUUUCAUGAUAAACCGAAAGCGUAAAAUUGCUGAAAAUUGCAACGCUUUCUAUAUUUUGAAGACACGACUGUAUCUUCGUUUUUGGUAGUUGAACCCAUGCAUGCGACUGAAAUUAAUCCGUUACUAGAAUAUUCUGUUCGUUCUUUAUUGACGAACUCGCCUGCUGUGUCCUUUUAGUUGUCCUGAUUUGAUUUGGAAAAAUAAAAAGUAAUUCCUCAAAAUCAUUUCAUAGUACCUUGUGCAUCAUAAUGAAAUGGCCUCUCAAUUUGAUAUGGUCUGACCUAUGAAGUCGCUCAUCGUAAGUUAGGCCAAAGACCUCUGGAAUUGUGGUCUUCUGUACUCUGUAAGAGAUCUGGGUCGUCUUCUUAACGGGAGUAUGAUCCGUAAGGUGACGCAGUUCUGGUAAGCAAAGGCGAAAUGUAAUUUCUCGGAUCUCUUAAGUAAAAGCGUAUGAAUGUUUGUAAUGUACUGGAAAUCACUACCCUUAUAAGGUUGGAUCACAGGAUGAGUGAUAUUGGAGUUAGACGUAGAGUAUAGGGUACACCGGUUAUUCAGGUCAUCAAUCUACAUCAGUUGAUAUGAAUAAGCUAUGUACUACAAAUGCUUAGCUGAUACUUAUCACGCAGUUCAGUAUGCAGGAAAGCCUGGAGAAGGUCGAUAAAGACCUAGCAUCAGUCCCUGAAUCUAUUUACUGGUGAUCUGUGCUGUCUUGACAGUUGGAAAUUUCAUGGUUUCGUCUUACCUAAUAGUCAUAGUAAGUGGUUGUAGACGUCGGCUGACAUGACUUAAAGUGGUUUGGUUGGAUUUGUUCUCCAUCUUCUAAAUAUUAAAUUAGUUGUCAUACCUAGUUCUUCAUUUUUUUGCUUUAUUUAUUCCUUUUGAGUUGUGUUUUGUUAUGUUUAGCACUUAUUUCUUUUUAAUUCCCUCGCUGUGCUGACAUGAGGUUUUGGAAUUUAAACCGUUGCAUAUGCACCCCGAGUCAUAUGCAUGACUGACGUAGUUAAUAGGACUUACGGAAAAGUUAUCACUUUUAUAGUCUCUUUAAUCGGAAGUACUUGUAAGAAUUUAUUCCGAGCUAUCAACAUAAAAAGCCUAAAUCAAUGGGUAAAAUCAGGCAAAAUCGGUUUCAUUCGUUGGAAUGUAUUUGUUUCUCAUCUUUCUGUAAAUUUCCACCAUAUCAACAUCUUGUUCUUGAUUCCUUAUUCUGUUUAAGUAAUUAUUCACCUGGUCAUUUCGUUUAUCUUCUGUUUCCUAGAUUGACCCCUGUCAAGUUUUGCGCUCUAUCCACUUGUUGUUCUACUCGCCUUCUCUCCAUUAUCUUAAUCCCUUCAAGUGUGUUACGAGAAAUUCAGGCUGACUUCAGACAUGGUCGUGGCUGCAUCGACCACAUAUUCACCAUUCGUCAGGUUCUGGAACACAGGUAUACUUAUCGGCGUCCGACAAUUGUGGUCUUUCUUGACUUAAAAGCAGCAUUUGACUCAAUAGACCGCGAGAUUCUGUGGCAGUGUCUGUUAUUGAAAGGCGUACCUCAGAAGUGCAUAAACCUUGUAAAGGCUCUUUACUCGAAUACUACUAGUCGAGCCAAAGCUUAUGGCGAAAUGUCAUCUGCUUUUGCAGCCCCAAUUGGUGUCCGUCAAGGUUGUCCACUUUCUCCAUUUUUGUUUAACUUCAUCAUAGACUUACUGAUGGGUAUAACAUUCUCGUCGACUGAAUUCUCGGGUAUUGAUCUCCUUCCAGGAGGUCCACUUAUCGAUUUAGAAUACUCAGAUGACAUAGUCCUGUUUGGUGAAGACGCUGAUAAAAUUCUGAGUCUUCUGGUAGCACUAAGCAACAAUGCCAGAAUGUUUGGAAUGCGCUUCUCUCCCUCUAAAUGCAAGUUGUUGCUUCAGGACUAGUCUGCGUCAACACCUGAACUAAGGAUAGGGAGUGAAGUAGUCGAACGCGUUGACAACAUCACUUAUCUUGGAAGUCUGAUCAGCCCUGAUGGGUUAGUGUCUGACGAAAUCUCAGCACGGAUUCGAAAAGCUCGUUUGGCUUUUGCCAACUUACGUCACCUAUGACGAAGGCGAGAUAUCCGUCUAUCAAUAAAAGGACGAGUAUACUGCGCGGCAGUCCGUUCUGUUCUACUUUACGACAGCGAAACAUGGCCAUUAAGAGUAGAAGACACUCGUAAGCUACUAGUAUUUGACCACAGAUGCCUUAGAAAUAUUGCUCGCAUUUGCUUGGAUCACCGGAUAAGUAAUAGUGAGGUUAGACACAGGGUAUUAAGGAAUGAUUGUAAAUUAGUUGAUGAGGUUGUUAAUCUUCAUCGACUGAGAUGGUUGGGCCACGUGCUACGUAUGCCCGAACACCGAUUACCACGACGUGCAAUGCUAACCGGUGCUGGAGAUGGUUAGACGAAAGUUAGGGGCGGCCAAACCAAAACGUGGCAUCAGUGCUUGAAGUCACUAACUUCUAGUCUGAGCCAUGUUGGUAGAUGCAGACUACUUGGUUGGGGUCCGCGUGACUAUCGUAACCAAUGGUUGGAGACUCUUGGUGACAUGGCUCUGAAUCAAUCACAAUGGCGUUGGUGUAUACACUCUCUGUCUUCCCUUAAACUAAGAGAUUAAAAUUGCUUCAUAUCUUUCUUUCUAUGAACUAGUUUUUUCUUCCUGUACUAUAUCCUUGAUUGCAAUCUUUCUUUUAUAUAUUACCACCUCUAAAUUAACUACUUUUAUGAAUCCGGUGUUCAUCUUGCUGUGCUAAUGAGGUAUGGCAACUUGGACUGAUGCAUAUAUGUACCUGGUCCUACCUUGUAUCUCACUGACUGACAAGUGUGUUACUAUAUCGUGUUCCUCUCAUUAACUUUGCUACCACGACUUCACUAUGUAUAACUUUCACAUCGUUUUACUGAGUAAAUAUCUUUCUGCACUUACACCUUGAUACAACUCAUCAAAUGUUGGCCUAAGUACCGAUGAUAGUUUAUAUCUAACUUUUAUUAAGUUGUUUGGCUACAUUUCAAUAUCGAUGGCAUUUUAACUAACGGGGAUGGUGUUUUUAUAGUCUUUUCUAUAGAUGCAAUUAGCUAAUAGUAUUUGUGCACAAUCCAUCGUAAAGAAACAAUUUCAUUGUUGUAAAUAAUAUAAAGGGAUAACUUUACUGUCGCUUUUUUUUCGAAUGUCCCAGUGAAAUAAACAAGCCUACAUUGAUAAUGCUUUCGAUUAUUUUUUCCUCGAACCCGCAAGUUAUAAUUGUAUAUUUCAUCAUUUUUAAGUAGCUGUAUGUUCGUCAUAAACGCUAAUGGAGCGAUGGCACAGUGAUUAGACGUUCAGCUUUCGGUCACUAAGUUUCAUGUUCCAAUCCCUCUCCACCUACUUCGGUUUGGACAUCCGGUUAUCACCAUCACCCCUUACUUUCUGAGUGUAGCUCAUACUCACGUACUUGAUGAAUCUGUCGAUAUACUAUGCAUAAUAAAAUCUAUGCUUUUUUGUUACAGAUUUUCCCAAAUUCUAUUCGGUCUAUUGAAAGAAUUUUGAACUGAAUUGAAUAAAUGGCUUCCAGAAGAGAAAUCCUGUCACUUUACAAAAAUCUCUUAACAUAUGUGAAUAACCUAAAGCAUUCCGAUAAAAGUUAUCUAAAAAAGAGAAUUCAGUCUAGUUUUAAAGAGAAUAAAGUGUCUACUGAUGAUGAAUCAACGCGGUUGUACAAGGUUGCGAAAUUUUGCGACUUAAAAGAUUUAUUUGAAUUUCACAUUGGUGUACACUUCUUACUUCCCUUCGUGACUUCAUUCAGUUCAUUUAAUUUGCUGGUUUUUUCAGUGAUUCAUUUUACCAAAUAAAAAUUCAUCCCGUUUGUGGAAACAGAAUUCUUACUUUUUGAAUCCUUUUAUCUCACUUAAAAUAAAUGUAAUACUCGCGUUCCUAAGAAAAAAUAGUGUGGCAAAUUUUAGUGUGUAGUGGUCAGUAGAUGAAAUUUGUGUAGACAUUGGGUAGAAAGUAUUCACAUGCUUUAUAAUUACUGCUUGAAGUAUCUAGAUUGGUUUUUACCAAUCAAUAAAGGAUCAAGCUUUAAUUAUUUAGUAUGUAACUUCAGAAUUUAGUUCAUAAUAUGAUAUAUUAACAAAAUGAUGAGAUCGUGUCGCAAUUCACAUUAUAAAAUAUUUUAAGAUGCACAUGUUUUAUAAAAAUUUUCACGAUAUGCUUCGCGAAGCAGUAAAUUCUUGACUGUCUUCCUAAUGUGUGUCAUGUUGUCAGCUUAUCGUUCAAGUUUGAGUAUGGAAGGUAAUUUAACAUUAGAG